Molecule: messenger RNA, 10246 nt
Organism: Anastrepha ludens (Mexican fruit fly)
Lineage: Eukaryota; Metazoa; Arthropoda; Insecta; Diptera; Tephritidae
Gene: H
Product: protein hairless
Exons: 6
Coding region: 1077-4982 (1301 amino acids)
Source: RefSeq, a predicted model, not a curated record
AGCUAUUCAGCUAGCCAGUGCUCAAGCGGCAGCAGAACCAACAGCGCAAUAGCGCAGUAAGUCAGAUCGGUUGAUUGGUGCGGCUAGUCGCUUAAUGUGAUGGAACAGGGGGGAGGGGGAGUUGGUCGACUAGUUGUUUGCUGCGUUUGCGUGCUUAAGCUGAGCUCUCAAGAAGGCUCUGAAACGUUUGGUGUUGCCGCUCUCGGGUGUGAAUGAACUAGUGUGGCAUUGUCGCAUGAAUUCUUGAGAUCUGAACCGAUCGACGCUGACGCUGGGGCACGGUAUCGAAAACAUUUGGCUCAACACUCAAAUAAUUAGAGCGGUAUUGGAACAUGGCGAGCCACAUCAACAAGAGAAUCGAAACAACUCACACCAGAGAACAUUGCACUCAUAUGGCAGUGACGAUAUCAUUCAUAUUAAUAUUAUAAUGGCAUUUCAAAGAGAGAGAGAGAGACUUCACAUACACACGUAAGCCGUGACAGUUGAGUCCAUUGAGUAUUUAUUAUGGAUCCAACAUGAACUUGGUACGUUAAGUUGUUAUUGGUUGUCAGUGCUGGGCAAAUGUCAGUUUAAAGUGAAAUAAAAGAGCAGUGGAUGGGUGCAUACUUACUUAAGUAGACUAUAAAUAAAUGUUCCAGUAGUGAAAUCGCUGUAUUCAUUCACCAGUUACAACUUCAGAAGUGCUAAAUAAAAAGUGGGAGUGUAGAUGUGUGAAUGCAAAAUUGUUGAAUGCGCAAAAAUCAAAACAAGCAUUAGCAAAAUAAAUUAAUAGCGCAAAUAAAACUCAAACAAUCCUCCUGUCAUUAAGCGUACAAAUUGUUGAAAACUCCAAUAGAUCCAUAAUUUGGCUGUCCGGUAAUCGGAAGCUAAUAUAAAAAGCCUGCUAACGAUGAAAUAACUAUCUCAUAAGCUGAAAUAGCAGAUGACGUUUUAGAACCAUCAAUUGUGGCUGUGGUGGGUUCAUGAGUUGGUGUAUAUUUAAGGAUUUGAGGUGGUAAUAGUGAUGGAGUUGUAGCGACGGUAGAAUUGAAAAUGCAGUUAGUAAAGAUGCUGCAACAAAGUCUACUAAUCCAAAAAUGACAGAUGAGCGCAAGCGUAAUAGCCUUAAUAAUGACACUAGCAUCAGUACUCAGAGUGCAGAAAACGGAGUUAGCGGAAAUAAUAUUUAUAUAAACAACAAUAGUGAUCAUCGUCCACAAAUUCAAUUUGAUUCAGAAAGAAAUGAGCGUAUCAUUGUAGAAGCGGCCAAAAUAUUAUUCAAGAAUAGUUUGAACGGUACCAAUGCAGAAUCGAGCCCAUACAAUAUUUUACCAAUAGUUGCAGCAUAUCAGCCACUACCCUUAUCACCAAUUACUCAAAGCUCACCGCUAUUUCAGCCACCACCACCUGCUCAUACCGGGCGUUAUACUGUACAACAAGAGCAAGACAGUGAAGAUUUAUUGGCGAUAGCGUCGUCAAAUAGAUCUACUGCGAGAAAUGGUGCUGUUGCAACUUCAACAAAAACAGCAGGCACUAAAGCGGUUAAACAGACAAACCCAUCGACAGCUUUUACCCCGUUGCCAAAAACGACACCGCUGCCAUUUGACUCAAUCUCGGCAACAUUGUCAAAGAAGUAUACAUCGCAACAAAACACUGAUAAAGUCAUGGCCGCAGCUGCGGCAUUGGGCUCUGGCUGCACAACAUCUUUAUCGGCUCACCUAGUCAGCGGCGUUAAGGUUUCCGAUAGUGGCGUAAUUGAUUAUACAAUGAAUGCAACAUCUUCAUUGUCGUUGAGUGACAAUAAUAACGCCCAUAGUGGUAAAGAUAGCAGUGACAAAAAUGAAAAAGUUUCUGGUCAUAGCAAUGGUGGCAGUAGCAAUAAUGACAUAGGAAGGAAUCAUUCUUCCGUGAGCAGUGAAAAUGUUGGUGGCAGUUUUGGCGGCCGUUUACAGUUCUUCAAAAACGGAAAGGUCAUAUUGGAAUUGGCGCGGUCAAAGGAAGGUGAAAAAAGUCGUUGGAUUUCGGUUCCACGAAAGAUGUUUCGUGCACCAUCGGCGACGUCAUCUACUGUAACGCCCACAUUAGUCUCUUCAUUAGCGUAUUCCAAGAAUGAAAGUUCAACAUCGCUAAGCUUUUCUGACGACAACAGUUCAAUUCAAUCAUCACCAUGGCAGCGAGAUCACAAUUGGAAGCAACUAACUCCUCGAAAUGGCAUAUCAAAAGCCAUGUCACUGUGCUAUCAAAGGCCCAAGAGUGUAGUUUUGACAAAACCUGCGUUAUUACUCGCUCGGAAAAAACGUCGAAGACCAUAUGAUACGAUUUUGUCAGCUAGUGGAAUGACCCUGUUUGAGAGCCAAAAGAAAAUGGUAGACGGAAAGUUAUGCUCUAAAAGCAUUAAAAUUUCAGAAAAAUCACAAUCGAGCUGUCAGCAGGAAAGAGGUGAAAUAAAAACCGAGAUUAAAAAAGAAAUGAUCGGUGCAAGCAAAAUAGGGAAUGGUAAAUUAGAAACUGCGUUUAUAAAUGAAGAAGAUGGCUGUUCAAGUUCAUCUACGGCAACGUUAACUGGAGAUGAUUGUACAGAUGCUCGAAUGGAGGAUAAGACCCCCACCCCGACAUCAACCUCAACACCACAAUCUCCAUGUCAGGAGGAAAAAUCAAUGGUAAUAAGAAAAGAAAUAGCAAAAACAACAUUUGGUUGUCCAAAGGAAGUGACCAAGUCGGCCGAUUUAGAGAAAAUGAAUACCAGUGAAGAUGAGAAUUCAAUAUCUACGAUAACUGAUAACGAAGGUUCCGGGUCGCAGGUGAACGGUAAGACAACGGAUAUUUUCACGGGUACCUCCAAAAUAGUUAAAACAGAUUUGAAAGAUGAAAGUAUUAGAGAAAAAUAUCAUCAUCGAUACGAGAAAAAGCUUCAGAAUCCCAAAACUCGACUUAAGUUAAAUGCAAUUGUACAAAAGUUGAUUGACAAAGUACCCGAACGCUUAGCACAACUGUCCCGGGUAUCUCAGACAGUUGCAACUACAGGUGUUGGCGGUGCUAAUAAUUCACUUUUACAUAAGGUUUCACCACCAAGUACAUCAACACCAACGCGUCUAGUAGAAUGCCCACAACAGCAUGUAUCACCGCGGAAGCGAAUCCUGCGUGAAUUCGAAAAAGUCUCGUUAGAGGAUACUUCAAGUGUGGCAGGUGGAAAGAGAAGUCGCGCGAAGAGUAAUGCAUCUUCUUCAUCUGCGUCUUCGUUCCGUAGUAUAAAAUCGCCCAAUAAUCGCAAUCAGUGCAGUAAUAAUAGUGGCAGUCCACCUGGUGUAAAUCCAUCAUCUUCCAGUGGGAAUGGCGCCCUUCGAUCUACAGUUACUGCGUAUUCGAAAUCUGAGUCAACGCAUUCGAUAACGACGUCGGCACCUACACGAUUGUACAGUUCAUAUAGUAUACAUUCUUUAUUGGGAGGCAGCGGUGGUUGUAGUAAUACAAUAUCAACUUUAGAGACGACAAAUGCGGGCAGCAACAAAAUAAUGAACGAUAAGGGAAUUAUUAGCGGUGCGGGCUAUCAUCAACAACAUCAUCUUACUUCGUCACAGCAACAUUACGGCGAUCCGUCAUAUUUACGUGCAAUGCUUGCCUCACCGAAUUCACCAGAACAGUGCAGUCUGAGCGGGGGCGGCAAAUCACCGUCGACUUCUGCCACAAAAAGACGUUCACCGCCUUAUGCUUCACCCCUACGCGAUGCGCAUAGCGUUAAUGAUAUUGGAGCACUGAAUAAUAAAACGCGCUAUGCCUCCGACCAAGGUGGUGGCCUUGAUGCUACCUCUACAACACAUUCAACCAGUCAUUCUAAUUUGCAUUCGCAGAAGCAGGGAUUCUACUUUCCGUACAUGCCAUUAUCAAAAUAUGUACCUUCGGCGAGCUGUUCCGCCACUACCACAAUCUCCUCCAUAUCCCCAAAUUCCUGCUGUACUGGCGAGGCUCGAUCACCGCGUCACCCUUCAGCUUUUAGUAGAACAUCUUCACCAGCGUCAAUAUCUACAAACAUUCCAGUUAAUCAUUCUGCUUCCAGUUCAAUUGGCAACAGUCGAGAAAACUCGCCGCCUACGUCGCGGGUUAUAACUGAUUCGCCAAGAACUGUACCAAAAAAGACUGCAUCUAUACGUAGGCAAUUCGCCUCGCCCACUGCCGCCGCAGCAAGUAGUGGCAGCCCAUCGCCUGGCGAGCGUUACUCUGAGGACUCAUACUCUACACAGGACCGCCGAACUCCUGUAUCGAGUACAAGUGUUUGCGGUGGUGCAUCUCAUCAAAUACAACGUAGUUCCCCAAGUGGGAGUACAAUUCCUUCUCCCCUGCAGCACUACUACAUGUAUCCACCGGCGGCGCCGAAUGGCACUUCCAGUCCGGCCCCACACAGCUCCACAGUUUCACCAAACACAGUCAUGCCUGUUGGCCCUGGUACAACUAGUGCUGCCGCCGCAGUAGCAGCGGCGGCAUCGUACAUUCCAUCAGUAAUGUCGCCCGCCUAUAUGAAUCCCUAUUUCGCUUUGGCUGCGCUACGGCAUACACCGCAAAUGUGGUCACAUUAUGGUGGUGCGUCGUUACCUUUGCAUCUCUCCUCCGCCGCAUCCUCGGCUUCAGCGCGACUUUCACCGCCAGCUUUUCAUACUUUUGCUUACAAUGGUGUUAAUGCGGCGAUGGCAGCGGUAAUGCAACAGCAACAACAGCAACAACAAAUAUUGGCCACUUCAGCGCUAUUACAUGGGCAUAGUCUGAGCUGUGGACCGGCCCUACCGACUCUUCAUCACACAGUCAACGCAUGUAGUGGCAGAUUGCAUUCACCGGCAACAAUGACUGAGCGAGCGGCUGAUUUAGCCGUUGGAAUAACAACAGAUAAUGCAACAGGUUUGGGUUUGAGUCAGGAAGAGAGGUCGGUAGCGGCAGCAGCUCCCCCAAUCUAUCUUAUUAGCAGCAAAGAAGAACAUAGUUCAGAUGUGCCGCUGAACCUGUCAAAACAUUAAGUGCACUAUUUCAUAGCUAUGUAAGUUCCAUAUGUUUUGGCUAUUCACAAACUGACAUAAAGUAUUGUAAAGGGCAAAGGUGUAUAAAUAAUGGACAAAAUACCAUUUGUUUUUCAUCCGUUACAACUUGUGCAAUACUUCGUAAAUCACCUUAGUUCUGAUAUUUACGGUUUAAAUUUUCAUGAAUGCCAAGAAAAAUAUAUGCAUACAUAUAUACAAAGUAAAAAUUGUAGGCAGCGAGAGCGGAGGUCAUGAGUUGUCACUGCCCGACGAAAAACUGAAUCCAAGAAAAACAUUUAGCAAAUACUGGGACAGUUAAUAUUCACGAUGCAAAGAAACUAUAAAUAUAUGUCAAAGUGAAAUCUAUUUUUGUCGCAGUUGUGUGCACUCUGUGCUUGGCCUUACAAGAGAAAACGGAUAAAAUCACCUUAUAAAAAAACAAUAUUUAAAUACUUACCUACAAGUAUAUUUACAUAAAGUUUACCUUUGAUAUGAAUGAGUCUUUAGUAUGAAGUAAUGAAGUAAGAUUAUUAAAAUAAAAUGAUUGAAAAACUGCGAGGUGAGUUCCAAAAGGCAUAAAUGCAAAACAUCAGUCGUUGCGCCACCUCUUAUGUUUAGAAAUAAACGAGACUUUUUAUACAGUAAUCUGUAAAUUUGGAAUUCACUCGUACUAAUGUAAGUAAUAUAUAAUACUUUUCUAAUAUAUACAAUAUUUACACCACAUAUAAGUAGCUAGAUAGACAUAUACAAGUAAACCUUCAUGACUUGUGGAAUUGUGGGACUUAUAAAAAAUGUUUUAAGUCAAGAAUUUAUAUACACAGUUUUCCUUUAAACAAAAAGAAUUUAGUAUAAAUAGUGUUAAUAAUGAAAGGUCUAAAAAUUUAUAUUUGGAAGCUGAGCUGUAGAAAUAAAUGUAAAGUACAUUCGGGCCUGUUUACCGUAAGCACCCGGCUUUGUAUUCAGUUAAGGAGUAUCACUUCAGCGACAUUCUUCAUAAAUUUAUGAGGAAUGUCUUAUGAUGUGUAAUUAUGUGUAAUUAUAUGUUGGACAUGCAUAUGUAUGUACAUAUACAUAUAUGCGUGAAUAUAUAACUAUAAUUAAUAUUAUUAAAAAGGAAGACUUUCUUAGUUUUAAAAAUUCCAUCUCUACAACAUAAAAUCACUUUUAUCUAAAUUAGUGACCUACUCGUACUACUUGUUUCGGACAUAUGAUUACUGAUGAAGAAUCUCAAAGAGGACAAAAAUUUAAAACUUAAAAAUCAUUGUGAAAAUCUGUCACAUUAUUUUUUCUUUAAUUUUUCAAAAGGAAAUUAAGAAAAUCUAGUAAAAUAAAAUGUCAAUGUCAUAUUCUUUAGUUCAGUACGGAAAUAUACAAAACUCCGCAUAAAGCCCUAUUUUGAGUUCUGCAACGAAAUAAAUUAUCAGUGAACUCGAUUGAAGUGAGCUCACUAUGUUUGAUAGAAAACGUGUUUUUAUGAAGCGACACUUAAAAAAGUAAAAGAUAAAUAAAAAUAUUUAAAAAUUGUGCCUUUACUAUAUGCAAAAACUGCAAAACUACAAAUGUAUACAACUGUACCACAAAAAAAAAAAACGGAAAUCGCACAUGUUUAGGAUAUCUUGCAGAUAAACAUAAAAAUCUGAAUAAUACGUUAACUAUACGAAAUUUUCUUCAGCUUGAUUGGAAAAUUACAAGAACCGCAAGCGAGUCUAAACCAAUAGUUUUGUUUUAGAGGCAACGUUUCAUUACUCCAUUUCUUUAAAAUGGAGGGCAUGGGUCAUUAUCACGUCUUAUCACAUUUUACAUUAAUUUAGAGACAGAUUUCAUACAAAAAUUAUUCGAAUAAUAAUUUGCGUACACAAAAAAAUUUAAUAAAAAUUAAUUGCAUUUGAAAAUAUUCAAAAUUGAAAAGGAAAGUUGACGAGCUAUCGAUUUGAUUCCUUAUAAUUAUCACUAAAGUUAUCCUUUGAAUAUUUUAUUGCAAACUCAGUCAUUGGAAACAAACAUAUCAAGGAAUUUAAAGCGUCGAAUUUAACCCAGCCGAAUGUGUUUGUGCGUGCUUAGCAUUCGGUAGAGCCCGGGUUCGAAGUGCACUGUGGGCAUGAAACACCACAAUAGAAGAUGUGGGGCGUGUAUUUGUGUCAUCUUCCUUUCUGAGGCGGCACAAAACUGUAGGUCCCACCAACUUUUAUAUAAAUACAUACAAUACAUGCGCCCAAUUUUCUGUUAAUUGCAUAUAAAAUUCCUUGUGUCUGUGUAUAAAAUAAUAAUUUAACUGCGAAAUCUGGCUAUUAAGACUUUAGCGACUUAUUCAAACCGGUCAAAUUCAAAUAUAUAUAUAAACUUUUAAAUUUUUUUUAACUUAGUUGUAUAUUGGUGAUAAUUGCAUCAUUUUACUUUUUGAAGCGGGCGGUGAAAUUAAGCGCAUUAUAUAUUUGAAUUGUAAAAUAAACGUGAAACAUUCUUUGAGAACUGAAACAUUGAAAAGGAAAUACAAAUACAUAUGCGGCAACUAAUCUAACAAUGAUGUACAAACUUUUAGAAUUUAUCCAAGAAGAAAUUCACUUUAAUCGAAAAAAAUGGCUGGAAAACAAAACGAAUUAGAACUAAAGUUGUAAUUCAUUGUAAGAAAUUUAAUUUUUAUUUAGAAUUCUAAAAAUUGUACAUACCUAUACACAUAUAUAUGUACACCUAUUAAUAUAAAAAUAAUAUAACGGUUUUUCAUGAAAAUCAAAUAAUUUUUAACGUAGAAGAAAAGGUGCAUACCAUUGCUGAAAGGUUUGGAACUGUAAGAGCCUCCUUUAAAUUAAACCACUUCAUAGAAAAUAUUUUGUUUCUAUUUCUCUUUCGUUUUACGUUGCUCCGGCCAAACCAUGCUUUAAAAGCAAAGUUUUAUUUGAAUCGAAUCUUUUAUAAUUACUGAAAGUUUUUUUCUAAAUAUUUUGUUAUUUAAACUUACAUGUUCGUCUGCUUUUUUAUGGUUUAGUAUUUAUGUAGAUAUAUUAAAUUUUAAACAAAACUAAUAAAUGCGUGUAAGAAAUUAAUUAAUUAAUUAAUUUUUUUUGGUUCAUUCAUAUUGGUUUAAACCAAAUACAUACUUACAUACAUAUGUAUUAAUAGAAAUUUAAUUGGUUUCAUGAAAUUAAAAGUAGCUAGCGUUAUGCUGCGUAGAGUUCAUGAUUAAAUUUUGUCUCGAGUAAUCUACCAUAGGUUCUUGGAGUACAAACCCUGAGGUUAUAUGUAAUUGGUUUGAAUAGUUUCAAUGGUCCAGAAUCUUCAGAGCUUGAAAAAUUCGUCUAUACACCGAACCGCAUUCGUAACAGAAAUUGGAGCAUUGGAAUCUCAACUUUCCUUGGGGUCGGUCUAGAUAUUUUUUUAAGAUUUGUCGCUAUCAGUUAGUUAAUGCUCUUCCACUUCACUUUCUUCAUCAUCAUCAUCAUCAUGAACAACAGCCUCCAACAACUAACCAUUAAAAUUUCAUCUUAAAGUAUUCGAUGCAUCUAAAAGAAUUUACAUUAGUAGUAAUAAAAAGUCGAAUAUUUAAAAAAAUAUAUAUAUUGUUGAGUAUGUAUGAAGCACAAAAUAAGGCGUAAUCAAGAUAAAAUCUUUGUAGGAAGUGACAUAACUUAAUACACACAUGACUCCCGACCACAAUGGCAGCGUUUCGUACACUGGCUGAACUAAUUACUCGUAGGAAGGUACUGUAAAGAGAGAGACGCGGGAAUGACGUUAAUUUCGAUUCGUAUAAUUUCAUAUGUAUGAUUUCGUUAAAUUCGAUUAAAAUUUUUCUAGGAAACGUAAUUUUGCCGUCAUAAUUCCUGAGAUGUUGAGUAAUAUAGGAUUAAAUUGUGCUAAAUUUUUUGAGGGAAUAUUGUUUUUAACAAUUAAUUUUCUAAAAACCUACAGCAAAAUCGACAAACUGUUUUAAAAUAACAGAAAAAAUAAGGAAUUCGGGCAUGUUUAUGGUUUUGUAUAUUUGUCAAAAUGGAAAAAUGUGCUUCAUAAAAGUCGAUCAAAUAACAAAAGGGGCUUGCUCAUUGUAUGUAGUAUCCUGAAGUUCUUAGUCGUAAAAUGCAAUGUAUAAUGUUUGGUGUAUUGAUCAUAAAAUGAUCUCAGCAAAAUAACUUAACUUUUUGGCAGAUCUACACCGGUCAUUCAUUUAAAGGUGUUAAAAAGUAGUUUCUCAUAAUUUCCUCCCUUAAGUUGGUGCGUGAACUUUCGCAUCACUGUAGAAUACAUAUGUUGAUGUUUUACAUAUUAUCGUACUUUGAAAUUCAGGUUUUUACAUCUUGGCAUGAUUUUUUUGGUGAAAUUCAUUAUUUCAGGGUGAAAUUUCCAUGCGAAAAUUGUAAAAACUAGCUUAACACAAGCAAAGCUACAAAAUGUUGCUAACCUUCCUAUGAUUUGGUGUUUCAUAUCCACAAUGGGUUUCGAACUUGGACCCUACCUAAUGAUAUUCACCCAUUAAUUAUUCAGUUACGGCGUUGCAUAAUUAAAAACAAUAUCCAUUCAAAAAAUCGGUAGUAGAACAUUUCGCAAAUUAAAGUUUUUUCAGACACACCGCCUAAUAUCUUUGCUAUGCCAUGAAAAACAACUGUUUAUAAAAAUAUAAGUUAAAUGUUUUCAUUAUCUCUUGUGAAGUGAGCUCUUAUUCCGAACAUCGAAAUUCAUCUAUGUUUUGUUGUCGACACAAUUUAACGCAUAAUAUAACUAACAAAUUAAAAAACUAAAUAAUAGCACAGUUAGAAUAAUCGUUCCGCAUUUUCUAUACAUAGAGGAUAGACAAUAUAUGAGGAGAUGGCAUAUUAUUAUUUUCAUAAAGACAAAAAAGACUUGAUACUUUCAGCACUCAUCUAAUUUGUAUAAAAAAUUAAGUUAAUUAAAACAAAUCUUUAAAAAUCGAACUAUUAACAUUAAACCUAUUUCUCACACAUUUACUCAAUUUAUAGAGUAAAAAGGAGCCCGGCCUCCAAAACUAUCAUAUGUAUUUUAUAAAAUUAAUUUAUAUAAAUUAAUACUAUUGUAUAAUUCAAACUCAAAUAAAUAAAUAUGAGAAAAAUAAUGAGAAUGAGAAACCUGUAUGAUAAGUAAAUACAUAUUUGGUGGAUCUGCCAAGCAAACUGGAGUUGACCAGCAAAACUAAUAGAAAACCUAUAAAUGUUACAUAUACAUACAUUGACUAAUAGUCACAUAGUUAAGUCAGCCGGUAAACGUAGUUUAUUUUUACAUACAUUUUAUUGUACUAUGUAUUUAUAUUUUUUUAUAAA